AUGGAAGUUGAAAUGAUUUCCAAAGAUUGCAUUAGGCCCUCUUCACCAACACCCUCUCACAUGAAAAACCACUACAACAAUUCUCUACUAGACCAAUUCAUGUCUUUUGCCUAUGUUCUUAUGAUCCUGUACUAUCCUAAAGAUCUUGCCUCCAAAAGAUCACUACUACUAAAACAAUCUUUAUCUGAAACCCUAUCACAAUUUUAUCCGCUUGCAGGAAAGCUUGGAAAUGAACUUUCCAUCAAAUGUAAUGAUGAAGGGGUGUUAUAUUUAGAGGCUAAAGCAAGCAUUACUCUUUCUGGAUAUCUCAAACAACCAGAUCUCACAUCAUUACAUAAAUUCUUCCCAAAUAAAUCUCCAUUGCAUGCACCAGCUCCAGGUUCUUAUGUUAAUAUGAUUCAAGAAACAACUUUUGCAUGUGGUGGCAUGACCAUUGAUAUAAAUGUUCUACACCUGGUCAUGGAUGGUUGUGCUUUAGCUUCAUUUCUAAAAGCUUGGGCUGGCACGGCAUAUGAAUCUAGUAAGAAAUACCCUAAUUUUGAUGGCUCAUCUAUUUUUCCAAAAUAUGAUGAUUUCCCACAAGAUGCCAAUAUUAUGGCUAUAUGGGGCCAUUUUAUCAGAGUCAAAAAAAUGAAUACAAGAAGUUUUGUAUUUAAUGUAUCUGUCAUUGCUAGUCUUAAAGAGAAAGUAAUCAGCUCAGGUGUGGAAAAUCCUAGUCGUGUUGAGGUGGUGUCUGCACUUCUUUCCAAAAAUCUCAUGGCUGCCUUCAGGUUCAAAUCUGGUAAAGAUCAGAAACCAUUUGCAAUAAAUCAUGCUGUAAAUGUAUGCCGAAGAAUGUUAUCACCAUUCUCAGAAUGUUCAAUGGGAAACUUUGUCUGCUUAGCACAUACAAUAUGCAGCCAAAAAGAAACACAACUAAGUAGCUUAGUAUGCCAACUGAAGGAAGCAAUUGUGAAGAUUGACAGCGCUUUUGUGAAGAACAUACAAGGUGAUGGAGGAAUCAUAAAGUUCUAUGAGAUAGCUAAAGAUAUAAAUGGUGCAUUUACCAGCCCGGCAUUCUCUAUUAGUGUGGACUACGUUAUGUUCACUAGUUGGUGUAGUUUUGGUCUUUAUGGGGUCGAUUUUGGAUGGGGAAAGCCUGUUUGGAUAACUUGUGCUGGUUCAUAUGGAAAUUUUGAAGCUCCUUUCAUGAUUUAUGUGGUUCUUAUGGAUGGAAGAAUAAACAAUGAAAUAGAAGCAUGGGUUGUUUUGGAUGAAGAAACGAUAGUUAUAUUAGAGAAAGAUGAGGAGCUUCUUGAAUAUGCUGCCCUUAAUCCAACUCCUUUAUAUUGA
Messenger RNA from Ricinus communis (castor bean), 1332 nucleotides. Its product is annotated as stemmadenine O-acetyltransferase. Bases 1 to 1332 code for a protein of 443 amino acids. NCBI's taxonomy places the organism in Eukaryota, Viridiplantae, Streptophyta, Magnoliopsida, Malpighiales, Euphorbiaceae. The transcript has a single exon. The record is from RefSeq and is a predicted model, not a curated record.